Molecule: messenger RNA, 885 nt
Organism: Pelmatolapia mariae (spotted tilapia)
Lineage: Eukaryota; Metazoa; Chordata; Actinopteri; Cichliformes; Cichlidae
Product: cytosolic sulfotransferase 3-like
Exons: 7
Coding region: 4-885 (293 amino acids)
Biological process (GO): sulfation
Cellular component (GO): cytoplasm
Molecular function (GO): aryl sulfotransferase activity
Source: RefSeq, a predicted model, not a curated record
CAGAUGGAGGUGCCACCUCGGCCAGAAAUGUUUGACUUCCACGGAGUCUGCAUGGUCCAUCAGUUUACUGACAACUGGGAUAAUCUACAGAACUUCAAAGCAAGACCAGAUGAUAUUCUUAUUGCUACUUACCCUAAAGCAGGGACCACAUGGGUGUCUUACAUCCUCGAUCUUCUAUAUUUUGGACAAUUGGGUCCAGACCGUCAAACAUCCAUCCCUCUUAAUGAUAGAGUACCCUUCCUGGAGAUCUGCAAACCUCGUUUACCCACAGGUACAGAACAAGCAGAGAAACUUCCCACCACUCCUCGUCUCAUUAAAACACAUCUACCGGUCCAGUUUGUACCACAGUCGUUCUGGAAGCAGCGCUGCAGGAUAAUCUAUGUGGCCCGUAAUGCAAAGGACAAUGUAGUGUCUUAUUUCCACUUUGCACGCAUGAACAGUGCCCUGCCAGAACCAGGAGACUGGAGCUCCUAUCUGCAGGAGUUCAUGGAGGGGAAGAGGGCUUUUGGGUCAUGGUAUGAUCACGUGAACAGCUGGUGGGAGAAAAAGCACACUUAUUCAAAUCUUCAUUUCAUGUUCUAUGAAGAUUUGAUUGAGGACUGUGGACGAGAAAUAGACCGACUGUGUUCCUUCCUUGGUUUGUCCCCGUCAGUUGAAGAGAAGGAAAGAGUCAGAGCCAGUGUGACGUUUGACAGCAUGAAACAAAACAAGAUGACCAACUACUCCACCGUCAAAACUAUGAACCACAAUGUGUCUCCUUUCAUGAGAAAAGGAAAAGUGGGUGACUGGAAGAACCACUUCACUGUGGCCCAAAAUGAAAAGUUUGAUGAAGACUACAAGCAGAAGAUGAAGAAUCCUGAUCUAAAGUUUCGCUUUGAAAUUUAG